Messenger RNA from Vanessa atalanta (red admiral), 1088 nucleotides. Its product is annotated as phenoloxidase-activating enzyme-like. The coding region runs from base 44 to 967 and encodes 307 amino acids. The transcript is spliced from 6 exons. Gene Ontology annotation, molecular function: serine-type endopeptidase activity. Gene Ontology annotation, biological process: proteolysis. The record is from RefSeq and is a predicted model, not a curated record. Lineage: Eukaryota; Metazoa; Arthropoda; Insecta; Lepidoptera; Nymphalidae.
GUUAGUCGAAGAUAGACGUCCGUGCCGGUUGGACGAGUAGGAAAUGUCACCACAAAUGAGUCACCUUCUAGUUUUAACGUUUGUGUCUGCUUUCUGCGCUGCUCUCGCAGUUUCAGACAAAUGCGGUCAAAGUGAAGAACCACCCAGCCCUACAUCAGAAUGCUGCGGUUUAGAUCUCGCUGAUGACCAUCGCAAUAUUAGUGGAGACGCUGCCAUCAACCAGUUCCCUUGGCUAGCCCUGAUCGAACACAAUGAAGGCAGACUUACGUGCACUGGUGUUCUUAUCAGCUCCAGAUACGUAUUGACCGCCGCCCAAUGCCUGUACCAUGCUCCGAAAAACGUCCGUCUUGGCGAAUAUAAUAAAACGAAUUCCGGUCCAGAUUGUCUAAUUGUCAACGGAAAGCAAGUUUGCAACGGUGGCGCCAUCACGAUACCAAUCGAAUCUGUUGUAUCGCAUCCUGAGUUCAACUUGCCAAAAUACCACGGCCACGACAUCGCCAUCAUCAAACUAGCUAAACAAGUACCUUUUAACGAAUUCAUAAGGCCAAUCUGUCUACCAACAUCCGACAUCACCGCUUCACCACCGAACAACUUAAGAUUGAUCAACGCUGGCUGGGGCAGCAAACCUUCCAGCGACCGAGAAGACGAUGUUGUCAAACAUUACGUUGAAUUGCCAUUCAUCCCUCUCAAGAGAUGCAAGGAGAUUUACAAACACGAAGAAAGACCAAAUCGGGUUUCAGCAUCAGUCAGUGACAAGCACAUUUGCGCGGGCGGCGAGCAGGGCCUGGAUUCGUGUAGAGGAGACGGCGGUGGUCCAUUAAUGUCGGAAGAAGGCGGUCGUUACACAUUAGCCGGAAUCGUUAGUUUUGGACCAGUGCCGUGCGGUAGAAAAGGCGUACCAAGUGUUUACACGAAGGUCUAUUCAUAUUUACCAUGGAUUAACAAAGUUAUCUCAACUAAAAUGUAAUACUAGCAAAAUAAACAAAUUACGUAUGAGUUUGCAUGUGAUAAAAUAUUUUUUAAUUUCUUGGCUGGUUUAAACCGGUAAUUUUUUUUUACAAAUCGUAUAAUAAAUAUAUUUAAAAUUA